Paramuricea clavata is the source of this 647-nucleotide messenger RNA. The record is from the annotation of a GenBank genome assembly. Lineage: Eukaryota; Metazoa; Cnidaria; Anthozoa; Malacalcyonacea; Plexauridae.
AUGGCAGAAGGAUACCCAAGCUCUUAUAAUUGGCCCACCAUGAACUGGCAAGCAAAAGAUCUCGACAAAGAAUGGGAGCGAUUUUAUCAGCAUUGUGAAUUCGCAUUUGGAGGCCCGUUAAGCAAGUGCACAGAGAAGGAAAAGAUUUGCAAUCUCAUGAGUUUUGUGGGAGACAAAGGCCGCGAAAUGUACCUUACGUUUCAAUGGAACACAAUUCAAGUUGGAACAGGCGAAAAUACCCAACAAGUAAGUGAGAAAGAUAUUCUUGAUAAAGUUGCUGCAAAGAACAAUUAGCAUCGAAGAAAAAUCCUAUUAUGGCAGCAGUUCAAUUUGACAGGAGGUGCCAAAAACAAGGAGAAACAUUUGACGAUUUUGUAACCGACCUGAAAUUAUUGGCUCGUGGCUUAGACAUUGAGCAAACAGACAAGCUAAUAAGAAAUGCUAUAGCAUGCAAAUCUUUUGACGAAAGGGUAAAACAACGGUGUUUGGAAAAGAGUAAAAACUUAACAUUAGAAACAGCCAUAAAUAUAGGGAGAUUAUUUGAAGCUACCAAAGAUGGAAUGCAAGUAAUCACAGGGGAAGAUCCAAACGUGACGGUGCAUGGAGUAUCAACAAAGCCCAACAGAUUUCCCAGACGCAAGCACUAA